AUGGCUGACCGCCACGGGAAGGACGCGCCCCAGUGUUCCUUCCACUCCUCCCUACUGGACAAGCCUCCGCCUGGUCCGUCACACAACCUGCAGAAGGGGGCUCGCACGAUAUCUAGUUCAGAGCAAGGAUAUGCAUCAUGUGCGGAGGGCAGUGUGAUGAGUGGCAUGUGUGGGAAGGGAGGAGGCGCCUCAAGUGAGAAUGAGGCUAAAGAGAAAAAGCAAAAAAGGAGCAUCGAAAAUAAUAUAGUGAGACUAAAAAAAACAAAAAUUGAUUAUUCUGACAUUUUGGAAAAAUUCUGA
Messenger RNA from Aspergillus luchuensis, 300 nucleotides. RefSeq lists its product as uncharacterized. NCBI's taxonomy places the organism in Eukaryota, Fungi, Ascomycota, Eurotiomycetes, Eurotiales, Aspergillaceae. The record is from RefSeq and is a predicted model, not a curated record. The transcript has a single exon. Bases 1 to 300 code for a protein of 99 amino acids.